AUGGCGAACACCGUAAUUCCAAUUUCUCAAGCCACCUCUUCACGUGCUUCGUCUUCUAAAGAGCCUUCAAGUAGUCUGGGUGACUUUACACCUCUUUGGACUUACCUAGAGAACGGUACCCAAGAUUUAUCAAAUUUAGGUGAUUUCGGAGAUCUAUGGCGAUUUCUACAAGGAGAGAAAGAGAAAUGGUGUAAUUCUGGUACUACACCUAUAAUGGACUUUGGAAGGCUAAAAGGACUAAAAGAACCAGCAACUUUGGAAGAACGAAUCAAUGCCAAGACGACUUUUAAGUUUAGGGUACCGAUUCCCAUUAAGAUUUCGGAAGAUCCUAUUCACAUUUUUGUCGAUAAUUCCAAUAUCCUAGCAGGAUUCAUGGCUUAUUGUCGACAACAACAAAACCUUCGUCGCACUCAAAAUCCUCGAACUAUUUUGGGAAAAAGGUCUAAUAAAAAACCCAUGUUAGAAUAUGAAGCCUUAUUUACUAUUCUUGAACGUGGGAGAAAUGUGGCACGCAGAGUUCUAGUGGCCUCUUCGCCAUUAUAUCAACAACUUGAUAAAGCUGAAGAAGCUGUAUCAACUCAAUUUGAGAUGGAGAAGGAACAAUGCGUAGAUGAACUUCUUCAUCUUAAAAUCUUGGAAUCCUUAUUAGAUUACAAAGCACCCGCCACACUGGUUUUGGCCAGCGGAGACGGAAAAGAUGCGGAAUAUUUCCAAGGAGGAUUUCAUAAGUGUAUAAUCAAGGCCUUAGAACGAGGUUGGAAGGUCGAAGUUAUUAGUUGGCAACAAGAGCCUUUAGUGUUUCUUUUAGUCAAAGAAAUGUGGUCUUGUUUAAAUAAGUGUCCUUGUUUUCAUUUUCGUAGUGAAUCACAGCCACCAUUUGACCAAUAUUAUGAUGACGAAGAUAACCUAGAAUUCGAACACUUAUUAGCUCAACAGGAUGCCGAGUCCAUAGCUGCAUUUUUAUCACGUGCUCCGUUUUCACGGUCAACCAACACUCCAAAUUAUUUCGGUCGAACGAAUCCAGUUUUACCUAAUGAAGAAGCUUCAGCUUCUGAAAACCGUUUACUAUUAGAUGAUGAUGAAAAUUUACCAACACAAGAUGCUCAAUUUUUACCUGAUGAACAAAUUACUGCAAAAGUAGCACAGGCCAAAGGGUUGAUACCAGACGAACAAACCAAUACCACAAAUAAUAUUUUCACUAUUGAAGAUGAAGAUGGUGAUGAAGAUGGAAAGAAUCAUACAGAUUCAUCUAAUACUGUUUACUCAAUGAAUGAUGACGUGGAAAUGUCUGAUGAUUCACAAAUUGAAUCAUACGUCGAUGUGUCACAAAUUGAAGAAGAAAAUGAACAAAAUGAAUCAUCUUUAAACAAACCACGUAAUGCACAUGAAAGAAUUUAUUCAAAAGAUGUAAAUUUGGAAGAUUAUGAAGACGUUAAUGACUUUGAAGACACAUCAAACUACGAUCGGCGAUCCUCUGACUCGUCCCUCGAACGAAAUCGCUCAAGGAGGAGUAUAAUACGAGAUAUUGAAACAAGAAGAAAGAUAGAGGAAGAUUAUUCACCAUUCUCUGUUGGUAUAUUACAAUCAGAUAAUUUUGAUGAUUAUUAUAGUCCAAUUGUUGCUACUCCUACAACUAAUACUUUUAGAGGUGAAUUAGGUAAUCAUUAUUUUGAGGAAGAAGAAGAAGAAAUUGAUCAUCCAUUCGCUAACAUUUUACCAAACUUUUCAGAGAGAUUAGAUAAAUCAAUUCGUAAUAAUAAGAAAUUGGUGAUUCAAAAAGAAAAUAAAAAUGAUGAUAAAGAAAAUGAAAAUGAAGAAAAUGAUGAUGAUGCAUGA
Molecule: messenger RNA, 1836 nt
Organism: Diversispora eburnea
Lineage: Eukaryota; Fungi; Glomeromycota; Glomeromycetes; Diversisporales; Diversisporaceae
Source: the annotation of a GenBank genome assembly